AGCUCCUUUAGCAGAUCGGCUAGCCGCUGCGACGCCGCUGUAUUCCGCCGCUACGCUCUGCCGCAUCGGGGACUUUCGACCCUUUUCACUUCCCCUGCCGAUAGAAGCGGGUUUUUAAUGUAGCUAACACAGCUAGCUUAGCGAGCUACCGCGGCUGUCAUGGAAGAUAAAUCCUUCACUAAAGAGUUAGACCAAUGGAUCGAACAGCUCAACGAGUGCAAGCAGCUAACGGAAAACCAGGUCCGGACGCUCUGUGAGAAGGCCAAGGAGAUCCUGACCAAGGAGUCCAAUGUUCAGGAGGUGCGAUGCCCGGUGACGGUGUGCGGCGAUGUCCACGGUCAGUUCCAUGACCUGAUGGAGCUGUUUAAGAUCGGAGGAAAGUCUCCUGACACCAACUACCUGUUCAUGGGGGACUAUGUUGACAGAGGCUACUACUCGGUGGAGACGGUCACGCUGCUCGUCACGUUAAAGGUUCGUUUCCAGGAGCGAAUCACCAUCCUUCGAGGGAACCACGAGUCACGGCAGAUCACACAGGUCUACGGCUUCUACGACGAGUGCCUGAGGAAGUACGGCAAUGCCAACGUGUGGAAGUACUUCACAGACCUGUUUGACUACCUGCCGCUCACUGCGCUGGUCGACGGACAGAUCUUCUGUCUCCACGGAGGUUUGUCUCCUUCCAUAGACACUCUGGAUCACAUACGAGCUCUGGACCGCCUGCAAGAAGUUCCACAUGAGGGCCCGAUGUGUGACCUGCUGUGGUCGGACCCCGAUGACCGCGGUGGGUGGGGAAUCUCUCCCCGAGGUGCAGGCUACACCUUCGGACAGGACAUCUCUGAAACCUUCAACCACGCCAACGGCCUCACUCUGGUGUCUCGCGCCCAUCAGCUGGUCAUGGAGGGCUACAACUGGGGCCAUGACAAGAAUGUGGUGACCAUCUUCAGUGCUCCAAACUACUGCUACCGCUGUGGAAACCAGGCGGCCAUCAUGGAACUGGACGACACUCUGAAAUAUUCUUUCCUUCAGUUUGACCCCGCCCCCCGCCGCGGAGAGCCCCAUGUGACCAGACGCACCCCCGACUACUUCCUGUGAAUGUCCGAAGCAUCCCCUCGAUCGUCCACGAAGCUCCACACACCCUGCCCCCUCCCCCUCCCAUUCAUUUUGGAUGGGAAGACCAUUAUAAUGAAUAGAGACAAACGAUUGGCUGAUGAAUCCAGAUUUGAAGAGGGGAAGGUCCCCCUACAGUCGUGUUUUCAGUAUGCUGUCUUUAAUGCUGUGCUGCAGAAACAUGUAAACUGAUCUGUUUUUCUUUCUUUUGUUUCUUACAUGUUUGAAAUCGAGAGAAUAAAACUACCAACGUGGACCAAAUGUGCCAUAAUUCUGCUCCUUUUACCACAUGUAACGCAGGCUUUUCUCUUCGUUCCACUUCUGUUUUUCUUAAGACUACAGCACUAAAACCCAACCUUCUGUCACAACCAACACCACACAUCUCAUGGCAUAUGUGCUUUUUUUUUCCUUUUGUUUAUUUUCCUGUUGCAAUAUAAUUUUAAAAGAUUUAAAAAAGUUUGCUUCUAGUAGUACAGCUGUAAGUUUUAGCUGUCCAGGCUGCAGCCGUUGGUCAUCUCAGCAAGUAUAUUACUGUAAUUUGAAUAAAGACAACAGACGUAUGAAAUAAAAUGUCCUAUUGAUGAACUACA
Messenger RNA from Archocentrus centrarchus (flier cichlid), 1694 nucleotides. Its product is annotated as serine/threonine-protein phosphatase 2A catalytic subunit beta isoform. The transcript is spliced from 9 exons. Gene Ontology annotation, molecular function: protein serine/threonine phosphatase activity. Bases 160 to 1089 code for a protein of 309 amino acids. Lineage: Eukaryota; Metazoa; Chordata; Actinopteri; Cichliformes; Cichlidae. The record is from RefSeq and is a predicted model, not a curated record.